CGGCGGUGGCGGCGGGACCGGCAGGAUCAGCAUGGGGAAGCAGAAGAAGGCGCGGAAGUACGCGGUCAUGAAGCGCAUGAUCAGCCUCCGGGAUGAGCGCAUGUGAGUGUGGCCGCGGCUGGGCCCGGUCCCCUCGGGAGAGGCUUGAGGAGGUCACGGCCCAGGUCUCUCCGCCGCUGCCGGCCCUUCCUUAUUGCUGUACCUCAGUAGUGCCUGUGCUUGUUUGCAGUAAAGAAAAGGAUCGCGCAAAAGCCCCCGUGAAGAAGAAGGAGGACCCGAGUGCCAUCAAAGAGCGGGAAGUCCCCCAGCAUCCCUCUUGUUUAUUCUUCCAGUAUAAUACACAGCUGGGCCCUCCUUAUCACAUCCUUGUUGACACUAACUUCAUCAACUUCUCCAUCAAGGCCAAACUGGAUCUAGUGCAAUCGAUGAUGGACUGUCUCUAUGCCAAGUGUAUUCCAUGUAUCACAGAUUGCGUGAUGGGUGAAAUCGAGAAGUUAGGACAGAAGUACCGUGUGGCAUUAAGAAUUGCCAAGGACCCUCGGUUUGAACGCUUGCCAUGUAUGCACAAAGGAACCUACGCCGAUGACUGCUUGGUGCAGAGGGUCACUCAGCACAAAUGUUACAUUGUGGCCACAGUGGAUAAAGAGCUCAAGCGAAGAAUACGAAAAAUCCCUGGAGUGCCUAUAAUGUAUAUUUCCAGGCACAGGUACAAUAUUGAGAGGAUGCCAGAUGAUUAUGGAGCUCCAAGGUUCUAACCUGUCCAGGCAAGCCAUCAAUGCCAGGAUAAGAGUCCUUCUGAUUCCAGUCCUCCUGCUUUCUUCGUUGGAACUCUGCUCAUAGGACUGUGGAUAACAUCAAACUGACUGCUUAACCUUGUUUUUCUAAGAAAAAGCUGUUUUGAAGAGUGGUUUUAUUAAUCCAUCCUCUGCCUUGGUCUGAUUACCUGCAGCUGGAAGAACAUAUGGAAGACAGAAGACAGCAGGGCCAAGAAUGUGCCUAGCUCUGCAUCAGGACCAUUGGAAAAAGUGAUUUCAGCAUUCUGAAUUAAAUAUUGAUGAUGAAACUCUGGCUAAGAAUGAAACCACAAGGGAUUCUAAAAGUUUCUUACUGCUGCACCCGGAGUGGGACAAGUAUUCCUUUGGGAAGCUACCUCACACCUGUUUAAUCAAAUCAGAAUAUGGAUUCCGCAGAAAAGACAUCAGAUUUGCACCAGUUGGUGGCUUUCUCUGGAAAAGCAGUCUAGAUUUUAAUUCAGAAUUGAUGGGCUUUUAUUCAACUGUACAGUGAAUGAAGUUUGUUUAAGUGUCCUCUCAGACUACUUUUUCUGUACUUGGUUAGCUGGUGGUCCUUUUGCUUAAAUUUAGAGUGGUGGAUGGCAGGGUGGGGUUGGGUCAG
This is a messenger RNA of Cinclus cinclus, 1395 nucleotides long. It is a transcript of the gene FCF1, whose product is annotated as FCF1 rRNA-processing protein. Lineage: Eukaryota; Metazoa; Chordata; Aves; Passeriformes; Cinclidae. The record is from RefSeq and is a predicted model, not a curated record. Gene Ontology annotation, cellular component: small-subunit processome; nucleolus. The coding region runs from base 93 to 755 and encodes 220 amino acids. The transcript is spliced from 7 exons.